Messenger RNA from Macrosiphum euphorbiae (potato aphid), 582 nucleotides. The record is from the annotation of a GenBank genome assembly. NCBI's taxonomy places the organism in Eukaryota, Metazoa, Arthropoda, Insecta, Hemiptera, Aphididae.
AUGUUAGUUAGUCGAAAUCUAUUAGGAGUCGGAGUAUUAGGUGAUUCCAUAUAUGCUGUUGGUGGAUGUGACGGCCCCACUGCAUUAAAUAGUGUAGAGGUAUUUGAUGCGAGUAUUCAACAAUGGCGAAUGGUGUCUAGUAUUACAAAUGCAAGAAUGAAUUUCGGUGUUGGUGUACUCAAUAAUAAAUUAUAUGUGGUUGGAGGUGCUGAUAAAGAAAACAGUCUGAAAUCUGUGGAAUGUUAUGAUCCCACACUUGACACAUGGACAUCAGUGGUGGAAAUGUCUGUAUGCCGUUGUGGUGUUGGUGUAGGAGUUUUGGACGGUCUUAUGUAUGCUAUUGGUGGUUUUAAUGUAGAGUAUCUUAAAAGUGUUGAGGUGUACAUACCAAGUGAUGGAGUAUGGUCUUCUAUUGCCGAUAUGAAUUUGUGCCGAUUGAGGCCUGGAGUCGUCACAUUAGAUGGUUUAUUCAUCGACCGGACGUUCGAACAAACCGUCGAGGAGAAACGCUGGUGUGAAAUGUCCAUUUCCGCGGUUUUUACUGACAUACUGCACACCGAAGUGGACGAGAGGAUCUUCUGA